Molecule: messenger RNA, 583 nt
Organism: Suillus subalutaceus
Lineage: Eukaryota; Fungi; Basidiomycota; Agaricomycetes; Boletales; Suillaceae
Exons: 4
Coding region: 66-395 (109 amino acids)
Biological process (GO): autophagosome assembly; protein folding in endoplasmic reticulum
Cellular component (GO): endoplasmic reticulum; EMC complex; membrane
Source: RefSeq, a predicted model, not a curated record
CCGAGUCGUAAUACUGGCAGCAAGUACUCUUAUUCUGUGCACGCUCAAACUCGACAUCGUCCUUAAUGGCGACAACUACAGAUAAUGCAGCUCAGCUUAUAUUUGCGCCAAAUGUCUUGCACAAUCAAGCGUUGACAUCUGUCAAAUUCCUAUCCUCUUGCUUUGCUGGUGCUGUUGCAGGAAUCCUCGGACUAGAGAACUGGCUGGGAUUCGCACUCUUUAUAGCAUCCAUCGUUUCAACCUCAUUUAUUAUUUACGCCAUAAACUGCAGAGGGAAACCUGCGAAGUACCUGCCUGGCGGACUUGGGGAGCUGGUGAACCCUGGCCAAGAUAACAUCUUUACAUUUAUUCUUGUAUGGACAUUGUUUUAUGGCAUCAUACAUGUGUACGACUGAACGGACAAUUCGCUUUUCCGUCUCGUUCAGACCUUUAUCCACGUGUGUCAUUCCUUAUUAUUUUGGGAAUGAGCUUAUCGAUGCCAGAGCACUAUUGUAGUGUGCAUACACCUGCAGACACACGAAGGUCGCAUGAUCAAUAUCCACAUAUUUCCUUGGCAUAAUUUAAUAUUUCACUCGAUAACCUA